AUGGAAGGUGAAAUACUAGUUGGUGAAGGUCCUCCACUCCACAUCCAUCAUCGUGAAGAUGAGUAUUUUCACGUUUUGGCAGGUGAAAUCGAAUUUUAUAUUGGAGAGGAAACAAUUCGUGGAACAGCUGGAACAUGGGUCUUUGCGCCACGUUAUAUUAAACAUUCUUAUAGGAACGUUAACUCAACAGGAGCUCGAUUAGAAUUUGGUUUUCAACCAGCUGUUAUCGAAUUCUGUUUUCAAGAGGUUGGGAAAGUUAUUGUUGUAGAAGAACCUGAUUGGGCGGAUCAAGCAGCUUCUAUUGCAAAUAAAUGUGGAGUUGAGUUUCUCGUAAUAC
Messenger RNA from Adineta ricciae, 337 nucleotides. NCBI's taxonomy places the organism in Eukaryota, Metazoa, Rotifera, Eurotatoria, Adinetida, Adinetidae. The record is from the annotation of a GenBank genome assembly.